AUUUCCUCCCUGGCCUGGAGAAGAUGACAAGUCCGGCCAAGCUGGAAACGGCACUGGCUGCGUCUGGCCCCUCCUUUGGAUGUCUGUGGGCUGGAGGUGGAGCCCCUGCUUGCACAUUUGCCUUUUUUCCAGAAAGCAAGAGGGCUGGACCACAGCAGGCAGAGUUUAAAUCCUUUGGUGGGAGAGGAACAUCCUCGCGGCACAGAGCAAGGAGAAGAUGCAGCUGGACUUCUCCACCUGCAAGGCCUCGGGUGCUGCUGGCCUUUGCAGGUAUGGUGCCUCCGAGCCUUUCCUGGGCCCUCGUUUGCCCGGCACGGACGGCACCAAGCCACCGUACAGCUACAUCGCCCUGAUCACCAUGGCCAUCCAGAGCACGCCGGAGAAGCGCAUCACGCUCAGCGGGAUCUACCGCUACAUCAUGGGCCGCUUCGCCUACUACCGCGACAACAAGCAGGGCUGGCAGAACAGCAUCCGCCACAACCUCUCGCUCAACGAGUGCUUCGUGAAGAUGCCCCGGGACGACAAGAAGCCUGGCAAGGGGAGCUUCUGGGCGCUGGACCCCGACUGCUACGACAUGUUUGAGAACGGGAGCUUCUUGAGGCGGCGGCGGAGGUUCACCCGCAAGAGAGAGAUCUCCAAGGGCCAAACAAGGGCCAGAAAGAGCAUCAAGGUGGAAGAUGGUCACUCUCCGCCAAGCACCUCGCCUGGCCUGCUGCAAAGUCCAUGCCGGGAGAUGCCGAGUCCUGUGAAACCCUUAGAGAUGCCUGUUUGUGGGGAAAACCACCGCGACAUAACCUUUCCUUGCCAGGAACAAGUGAGCACCGGGCAUCCAGUAUGUGCCAAGAACUCUAUGUCUAGACUUCAGACAUCAGGUCUCCAUCCACAAGCUUUGCCAGCAUCCAAGUCGCAUCUCUUUGACCCAGAGCCUUGCUUUUCUUCUCAACCGAGUUGCUCCCAGGGCAAGGAGAAUCCACAAGCUGGGAAUGUCAUGCACCUUGGUGACCGGAUGAUGCCUCUGCCCAGGACAGAGGUCAAGAAGGUCCUCCAAAGUCCUGCAGAAGGGAAGGAGGCAUCUCAAGCCUUUGCUCAGUUGGGUUCUUCCUUCCCAAGCAAAGCUUCCCAGCCUUCGACCCCUUUUGAAGUUGAAGGCUACCCCAAAACUCCAGUGUUGCCCAUGUUUGGCUACUCCGGCCCCGAUGCCCUUGGAGGGAACUACCAGUGCCGCUUGCAGGCGUUGAACUUCUGCGUCAACGAACACCGGAGCGGUGCAGCCUUGGAGCAUCUCUUGGCGUCUCCAUCCGCUCCGGUUGCCUCGUCCUCGACUCCGAACAUCCAGCCAUCCAGCUUUGUUCAGGAACAGGAUCCUUGGUCUGGAAGCCCCUUCUCUCUCCAAGGUGGAAACACGUACCCAUUGGGUCUGCCCCAUUGUAUCUACCGGACUCCAGGGAUGUUCUUCUUUGAGUGAACAUCGUGGUGUGUGAAUAAUGGGAGUAAAGGGAGAGAUAUUUCGAUGCGCAGGCUGCGCUCGGAGACAUCCAUGUAAGUUAUUGACUUGGACCGGACGGAGGCAUCCCAUUUCCGUUUGGGGUCCAAAAUUUCUGUUAUCCAAAAUGUCUCGAUUCUACCGCGUCCAAUUUAUUUGUUAUUGGAAUAAAUGUGCUUUCCACCUUCCAA
Molecule: messenger RNA, 1674 nt
Organism: Anolis carolinensis (green anole)
Lineage: Eukaryota; Metazoa; Chordata; Lepidosauria; Squamata; Anolidae
Gene: foxs1
Product: forkhead box S1
Exons: 1
Coding region: 218-1465 (415 amino acids)
Biological process (GO): anatomical structure morphogenesis; cell differentiation; regulation of transcription by RNA polymerase II
Molecular function (GO): RNA polymerase II cis-regulatory region sequence-specific DNA binding; DNA-binding transcription factor activity, RNA polymerase II-specific
Source: RefSeq, a predicted model, not a curated record